AUGCUGCUCCCCAGCCUGCUGAGAGUAGUCAUAGCCUCCAUCUGCCUUGGAUCCAGCAUGACACAGAAGGUAACUCAAGCCCAGCCUGCCAUUUCUAUGCUGGAGAAUGAGGCUGUGACCUUGGAUUGUGUAUACGAAGUUAGUGGUUCUAGUUAUUAUUUAUUCUGGUACAAACAACCACCAAGUGGGGAAAUGAUUUUCCUUAUUCAUCAGGAGUCAUACAGGGAGCAGAAUGCAACAGAGGGUCGGUAUUCUCUGAACUUCCAGAAAUCAGACCGUUCCAUCAGCCUCAUGAUCACGGCAUUACAACCUGUGGACUCAGCAGUGUACUUCUGUGCUCUGAGAGGCAAUAACAAUGCCGGAAUCUUCUUUGGAACGGGAACCCAGCUGGUGGUAAAGCCCAAUAUCAAGGUCCCUGACCCUGCUGUGUACCAGCUGAGAGGCCCUAAGUCCAGUAAUAUCUCAGUCUGCCUGUUCACCGAUUUUGAUUCUGAAACCAAUGUGCAACAACCGCAGGGGCCCACGGUGAUCGGCUUGAACAGUACGGUGCUGGACAUGAAGGUGAUGAAUUCCAAGAGCAAUGGGGCCCUGGCCUGGGGCAGCACCGAUUUGAAAUGUAAUGGUACCUUCAACGAGGAAUUCUACUCCAGCUCCGACUUUUCCUGUAAUGCCACUUUGAUAGAGAAAAGCUUUGAAACAGAUAUGAACCUAAACUUCCACAACCUGCUAGUGAUCGGGCUGCGCAUCCUCCUCCUGAAAGUGGCCGGGUUUAACCUGCUCAUGACACUGCGGCUAUGGUCCCGCUGAGGUCACCAAGACCGUGAGAGAGCCCGGCACCCCCUCGCUCCCGACUCCCCACCCUCCCCCCCCCCUUCAAGCAGAGAGGCAGACUCUCUGCCCCCGUGGACAAGAAGGCUCCCUCUGACUCUCUGGCCCCACUGGCAAUGGCCAUCAACCGGCUCCCACCCGAUAGUCAUGAUCAAGAUGCUGAAGAGCUGCCGAACACUGCCUCCACGCCCUCGGUUCCCACACUGCUGCUUGUCACAGGCCGGACGCUCCGGCAAAGGCAGGGGGCUGCUAUGGAGAGACGCGCUGCCCUCCCCCCCCCCCGAGAUCAACUCUUAUGUCCCCGGGGUGAGGCAUCCCCGGUGGGUCCUCUUGGCCUCUAGCUCCCAGAGAACGCUGUGAGGAGUUUAUAUUUUUUAAAUAGUGUUCAUCAGGAAAUAUGUAUCACCCUUUUUCCCCAAGAUGUGGGGGAAACUAUUGUAGAGGCCCUGCUGUGCUGUGUGUCUGAGCCACGUUGUAUAUUCUGCUACCCAUGGCUUCAUUAAAGGCAAUAUGAAUGAG
This is a messenger RNA of Neomonachus schauinslandi (Hawaiian monk seal), 1347 nucleotides long. Its product is annotated as T cell receptor alpha chain MC.7.G5-like. Gene Ontology annotation, biological process: response to bacterium. The record is from RefSeq and is a predicted model, not a curated record. The coding region runs from base 1 to 807 and encodes 268 amino acids. NCBI's taxonomy places the organism in Eukaryota, Metazoa, Chordata, Mammalia, Carnivora, Phocidae. The transcript is spliced from 7 exons.